AUGGCUUACAACUUUGUUUCAACUGUACAGAAGCCUACGGCUGUGACACAUACAGCCACUGGCAAUUUCACCGCUCAUAAUGAGAGGAACCUUGUUGUUGGCAAGGCUACAAAGAUAGAGAUAUUCACAUUAACAGCUGAAGGAUUGAAGCCUGUACUUGAUGUCAGCAUUUAUGGUCGAAUAGCAUCAAUGAAGAUGUUCUUGCCUCCUGGAGAGAAACAAGAACAACUGUUCAUUCUAACUGAGAAGUAUAGAUAUUGUAUAUUAGGUUAUUCGAGCGAGAGAAAGGAGUUGAUUACUGUUGCAUCGGGCAAUGCUGAGGGCGCUAUUGGACGCCCGGCAGAGGCUGGACAGAUUGGUAUAGUCGACCCCGAUUGUGGACUUAUUGGUCUGCACCUCUAUGAGGGUCUGCUUCGCGUGGUACCAUUCAACAGAGAGACCAACAAGUAUGGAGACUCGUUUAUCAUGCGAUUGGAGCAGCUACAGGUGAUAGACAUGGUGUUCCUACACAACUGUCCAAAGCCCACCAUUGCCAUCCUCUCCAAGGACACCCGCGACGCACGCCAUCUCUCAACCUACAUCGUCGACCUACAACAACAAAACAAAGAGUUGAUUGAUGGACCAUGGACACAAGACUCUGUUGAUGACAGCUCAAACAUGUUGAUCGCACUACCAAACGGUGGAUUGUUGGUUGUGGGAGAGGUUCUUAUCACUUAUAUGAGCGCGGUUGGCAAGUCAUCAGUGCCAAGUGUCACCAUUGGACACACAAGACUCACAACAUACGAGCAAGUUGAUAAGGACAGGUACCUGUUUGCUGAUGAUGCCGGCUAUUUAUACCUGCUCAUCUUGGUCACCGCCUCCAGCACGGCUAAGAACAAGGAUAUCUCCAGUAUGAAGUGGGAGCCGCUAGGCGAGACGAGCAUCGCGUCGUCGCUGUCCUACCUCGACAGCGGCGUCGUCUACAUUGGCAGCGCGUCUGGCGACUCACAACUCAUCAGUCUGUGCUCGGAGAAGGACCCCGAGACCGACUCGUACAUCAGAGUGUUGGAGCACUUUACCAACCUCGGUCCCAUCCUCGACUUUUGCGUCGUGGACAUGGAGAAGCAGGGCCAGGGACAGUUGGUGACAUGUUCCGGCACGUUCCAAGAUGGCUCAUUGCGCAUCGUUACCAACGGCAUUGGCAUUGCCGAGCAGGCGUCGAUCGAGUUGGCCGGUAUCAGAGGUCUGUGGGCCCUGUCUUCAGGCUCGAGCGGUGACAUGCAUCGCUACCUCAUACUCUCAUUCAUCAACUCGACCAAGGUGUUGGCGUUCUCUGGUGAGGACAUUGAAGAGACUGAGAUCGCAGGCUUUGAUUGCAACGCACCAACACUAUACAUUGGCAACCCGGAUAAGGAUCACUACCUUCAGAUCGCGACCACUGGCAUCUACCUUGUCAACUCAUCCACAUUAAUGAGAGCUGAUCUCUACAAGCCCAAAGGUUCUAUCAACUUGGCAUCAUGCAAUGGCAAACAAAUCCUCAUCUCCCAGGGCAACAACCUGAUAUACAUUGAGAUCCAAGAUCAAAGUCUUGUUGUUGUCAAGGAGACACAACUACAGUAUGAGAUUUCAUGUUUGGACAUAUCAUUAUUGGAUGGCUUUGACAAGGCAACGAUGUGCGCUGUUGGACUGUGGACUGACAUUAGUGUGCGAUUGCUAUCACUGCCAACAUUGACAGAGGUGUACAAGGAGACACUUGGAGGUGAGAUCCUACCAAGAUCACUGAUGUUUAUCACAUUCGAGGGCAUCAAUCAUCUGCUGUGCACGCUGGGCGAUGGUCAUCUCUUCAACUUCACUCUCGACCUCGACACCAGCACACUGAACGAGCGCAAGAAGAUAUCGUUGGGCACCACUCCAGUGCUGCUCAGCAAGUUCAAGCUAAAGAACAACGUCAAUGUGUUUGCCUCGUCCGACCGGCCCACAGUGAUCUACAGCAGCAACAAGAAGUUGCUGUACUCUGUCGUCAACAUGAAGGUGGCGUCGCACGUCUGCUCGUUCAACUCGGAGGCUUUCAACGACUGCAUUGCCAUCGCCACCGACACCUCUCUGUCCAUCGGCAAGAUCGACGACAUCCAACGUUUGCACAUCAGGACCGUUCCCCUGGGCGAGAUGGCCCGACGCAUAACAUACAUCGAGGAGAAUCAAUGCUAUGGAGUGAUCACAAUCAGACGUAGCGACAACGACCCAUCGCAGGUCCAGAACAAUAUCAAGCUCCUCAACUCACAGACGUUUGACUGCAUGUCCAAGUUCGAGCUCCAGGAGCUCGAGUAUGGAUGGUCGAUCGUCACCUGUCGCUUCAAGACAGAGAGCGACGCGCUGUUCCUCGUGGUGGGCACGGCAUUCCACAGCGAGAAGGACAUGUCCAAGGGCAGAAUCCUUGUAUUCAAGAUCGAUGACAACAAGCUGUUCCUGGUGCAUGAGCUCCCGCUGAUGGGCUGCGCCUACUGUCUGCUGCCAUUCAACGGACGUCUGUUGGCAGGCAUCAACAAACGUGUGCAAUUGUUUGGAUGGGAUGCAAUCAACAACAAGCUGACCGCCGAUCACGUCUACAACGGCCAGACACUCAGCAUCCACCUCGCUUCGCAUGGACACUUUGUGCUCGUUGCAGAUCUGAUGAAGUCCAUGACACUGCUGUGUGAGGAGCCCAGUGGCGGCAUCAAGGAGAUUGCCCGCAAUCCCCAGCCAUUGUGGCCAUCUCGUGUUGAGAUGAUCGACGAUGAGAACUUCAUUGGCGGCGACAACUCUUACAAUCUGCUGGUGGUUCAAAAGAACGACGACGCCACUAGCGAGGUGGAGAACUCAUUACUCGACAGUGUUGGACACUUCCAUCUGGGCGAGCAGAUUAACCGUUUCGCACAUGGAUCAUUCGUCACGAUACCCGACCUUGAGAACACAAAGAUACCGACCAUCCUCUUUGCCACGGUCAGUGGCGCCAUUGGUGUCAUUGCAUCAAUCACCAAAGAGGACUACGAAUUCUUUGAGCAACUCCAAAAGGGUUUGAACAAGGUCAUUCAAGGUGUAGGAAGAUUGUCACAUGAGGAUUGGAGAUCAUUCAGUACAGAGCAUUUGACACAGAGUUCAAGGAACUUUAUUGAUGGUGACCUAAUUGAGAUGUUCAUGGACUUGAGACAUGACAAGAUGCUGGAAGCAAUCAAGGAUAUGGAUGUAUCGAUCGAGGACACUUACAGAAAGAUUGAAUCAAUCAUGCAACAUAUUAGAUAA
This is a messenger RNA of Acytostelium subglobosum LB1, 3258 nucleotides long. RefSeq lists its product as hypothetical. The record is from RefSeq and is a predicted model, not a curated record. Gene Ontology annotation, cellular component: nucleus; site of double-strand break. Bases 1 to 3258 code for a protein of 1085 amino acids. Gene Ontology annotation, molecular function: protein binding; nucleic acid binding. Lineage: Eukaryota; Evosea; Eumycetozoa; Acytosteliales; Acytosteliaceae. The transcript is spliced from 6 exons. Gene Ontology annotation, biological process: DNA repair; proteasome-mediated ubiquitin-dependent protein catabolic process.